Molecule: messenger RNA, 1764 nt
Organism: Kickxella alabastrina
Lineage: Eukaryota; Fungi; Kickxellomycota; Kickxellomycetes; Kickxellales; Kickxellaceae
Product: S-adenosyl-L-methionine-dependent methyltransferase
Exons: 2
Coding region: 141-1562 (473 amino acids)
Biological process (GO): peptidyl-arginine methylation
Molecular function (GO): protein-arginine N-methyltransferase activity
Source: RefSeq, a predicted model, not a curated record
AUUUUUUCUUUUUGAUUUUUUCUCCCUUUUUAGAAUUUUGAACUUUAAAAUAAAUUCCGGGUGUCAAAGUUCAUACUUUUCUUGUCCGCUUUUUGUUGUUUUAUUUUUUUUACUCGCUGCAGGAACCCCAUUAGACCAAAAUGAAUGACGAAUCGCACAACAACCGCAAGAAUGACGACGCCCAGCGCGAGGACGAUGAGGUUCUGCACCGCGACCCCAGCUACUUUCAGUACUACAGCCAGCUCCAGCACCAGCAAAACAUGCUGCAGGAUUUUGUCAGGACCUCGGCAUACCACUCUGCGAUCACCUUCAACGGAUCCUCGCUUUUCCGCGACAGGCUGGUGAUGGACGUCGGCGCGGGCUCAGGAAUUCUCUCGUUCUUCGCGGUGCAAGCGGGCGCCAAGCAGGUGUACGCUGUGGAGGCCUCGGGCAUGGCAAAGAAAAUGAAGGUUAUACUCGAUGCGGCUAAGCGCAAGGGCCAGGGAUCGCCACGCAACGCAUAUUUGGCCGACCGCAUCACAGUCGUCAGCUCAAAGAUCGAGGAGCCGCGGCUGCUCAAGGAAGUCCCCACAGUCGACGCCAUCAUCUCUGAGCCCAUCGGCGUCCUUCUGGUGCACGAGCGCAUGUUGGAGUCAUUUAUCUACGCUCGGGACAAGUUUCUGCGCCCAGGAGGCGCAAUGAUGCCGUCUGCGGGCACUAUUCACUUGGCGCCGCUGUCUGAUGCCGCACUGUGGAACGAGACAAUAACAAAGGCGCGGUUCUGGCAGCAGAACGACUUUUACAGCGUCGAUCUCAACCCGUACUUUGCGCCGGCCUUUGAGGAGUACUUUUCGUCGCCCGUUGUCGGCUGCUUCAGCCCGACCACGCUCAUCGGCGACUCGGUUGUGCACGAGGUUGAUUUCCACACAGUGACAAUGGCCGAGCUCAAGGAGUUCACCAUCCCCAUCGAGUGGGAGAUCAAGUACACCGGGCUUAUGCAUGGCGUCGCCGGCUGGUUCGAUCUUGCUUUUGUGCCACCUGUAUCAUCCCUGCACCCGGGCACGCAGCCGAGCGCCACAUACAUGUCGACGUCGCCGCAGUCUACGGCGACGCAUUGGCAGCAGGUGCGCAUGCUGCUUAAACAGCCGCUGGCAGUCAAUGCGGGUCAGAUAAUCCGCGGCUCGAUCUUCAUGAAGGUCAAUGACCAGCGCAGCUACGAUAUCAGCGCCAAGCUCAUUGCUCUAGAUGCCGAAGAGUCGGCCCUGGUUUCCAACGAGACGCUUGCCACGAUGCUGGACACGCAAAAGUCCCGUGUGCGCACUGCGCUGUGGUACUUGCACGAGCAGAUCUACAACUAUGCGUACGUCGGGGAGCCCUCCGAUAUGGCCAGGCCGGAGGCCGCCAACCUUUAUCUCCCUGUGGACAGCUUGCUCGCCGAGUCAGCGCUUCCGGCUGGCCCGCAGGGCUAUGCGCGGACGCAGACUAUCUCCUCAGUUGAGGCUGUUGGCGGCAGCUUGACUGACUUUGUCGUCAAUGCAGCAAGAAACACUGUGGAAAGCAGCAACUCGCCCAUGGAGCAUUAAGAUAUUGGGAAUUUGUUGAUUUUUCUUGAUUGAUUAAUUUGGCAAGGGCUUUUUUUUCUGUAAUUUUUUUUUUGCGAAAUACCAGGCUGCCGUUUGCCUUGGCAAUUAUUUCUCUCUCUCGGUCGCUUGAGAAACAGUCCAAGAUACUCUCUGUUUGAUGUAUUUUUUGUUUCUAUUUCUGUGCUGCUGUUGACUCUCUUUU